Molecule: messenger RNA, 546 nt
Organism: Dibothriocephalus latus
Lineage: Eukaryota; Metazoa; Platyhelminthes; Cestoda; Diphyllobothriidea; Diphyllobothriidae
Source: the annotation of a GenBank genome assembly
AUGGACUGUGGUUGUGGAGACGCGCGUGGGGGCCUGCAUCCGACGAAUGUUGAGGCGGUUUCCGUCCGUUCUGUAACUGAUGGGGAUUUUGGGACGCUCAUCACGGUAGGCGUCCAUCAGCAUGGCAGAGAACAUGAGACUGAAGAGGGUGGGCGUGACAACAAAGCCCUGCUUCACUCCAUUGGUCACUGCAAAGGCUUCAGACAGCGUUCCGUAGUCUGUGACGCGCGCCAUCAUCCCGUCAUGGAGUUGUCGUACCAUGUGGGUAAAGUGCUCCGGACAGCCAAACUUCUGCAUAACUUUCAAAAGUCCGGGCCGGUUCACCGUGUCGAAGGCUUUUGUCAGGUCCACGAACAUAGUGUAGAGGUGAGUCUGCAUCUUCUGACAUUUCUCUUGCAGCUGACGUGCGGCAAAUAUCACGUCAGUGGUGCCGCGGUGACGUCGAAAACCACACUGGCUUUCAGGCAGGAGUCCUUGCUCCAGAUGGUUAUUCAGAUGAUUGGGGAGAAUGCGAGUAAAGAUUUUACCGGCAAUAUUCAGCAAUGA